AUGUGCUUUAUAUCAGAACGGUAACAAUUUUUGUGAUAUGCCAACAAUAGCUGAUGGCAGACUAACCAAAUGUAGACUUGGCGAUUUUCUUAAACAGGAUAUCAAAAAUCCUGUCAUUCUUCCACUGUAUCCCAGCUCUCAGAAUCAUACAAACUAUCCUUUGAAAAAUCUGAAGAAGUACCAAACGAUGGAGUUUCCGUUUUAUUCAUUUGAUACGGCUGCUGUCAAGGCAAUGAAGACUAUUGCAACGAUCGGCUCUGGGGUACCUGUCAUUGUGUUUGAGAUUCCGAGGAAUCUAGAUUCUCUGAAGGCACACUGGAAGAGGUGGAUGCCAUAUUAUGAAGAAUGUACGGAUAUCAGGCUUUUCAAUGAUGACAAUCUUGCUAAGAUUGAUGAUGGAUCGUUGUUUACCUUAAUCCCAUGUGAACAAAUCCCAGCUCAGAAGCACACGAUGGAUCCUGAUACAUUCUACGAAAUCUACUCUAAGGCCUUCAUCCCAAAAAUCAAAAUCAACCAGCCUGUUGAUAUGAAGAAGGAAAAUGCGAAUGCCCCAUGUGUGAUUAAAGUUCCAGUCUCUCAAACUAGAGGUGGUGUAAAGAUAGCCAUAACUGAUCAGGAAAUUCAUGAAUAUGAAGAAUGGGUUGUAGAACAUGGUUGGAAAGAAGGACUGAUAUAUCAAGAACUUUUGACUGAUGUAAUAGCUGAUCGAGGAGUUCAGUUAUACAUCCAUAAAGAUGGCUCUGUCAGCCUUGGUGGCUUCAACAACCAGACAUUUAGCAGCUGCUCUGCAAAGAUCUGGAUUGGAGGUAUAUUUUAUAGGACUCCAAAAGAGGACAAAAUAAAUCUACGUAUGGUGAAAUUCCUGCAGCCUGCAAUCAAAAAGCUCCACGAGAUGGGUUACUUUGGUUACGUUUGUUUUGACGUGAUGGAAACACGUAACGGAGAGCUAUUCCUGAUCGACAUAAACCCAAGGAUCUCGGGAUCUAAUCAACAUAUGUCGAUGCUUGAUGGAAUGGCAGAAAAUGGGUUCCCGGUAUCGAUGUACACUGAAUCAAACAAUUUGACAAUCACCGUCGAUGAGUUGAUAUCACGAGCAAACGUCCUAAACAAAAGCAACGAUGCUGUAGUAAUUAUCCUUGCUGCGCAAGCUACGGAGAACGGUACAUUGCUUACUGCAAUUUCCGUAUUUGGUACAAAGGAGGAUCGCCUACUUGAAGCCAAGGAAAAUGCAUUUAAUUUCUUCCAGGAAUCAAUUUGAACAAUAAAGUGUGGUUUAAUCAACAUAUGAAUGCACCGAGGGCCUAGGGCCGGUAGGGAUAACUCAAAUUAUUUAACAAUGGUAGCUCUUACACAGCAUGGUUCGUUAUAAAAAGACAUUCGUGCCUGUGUAAGACCUCACAUCUCAGGAAAUUUGUAAGAUUAGGAUGAACAAGAAAACAUCAAAUUAUUUAACAAUGGUAACUCUUACACAGC
Messenger RNA from Owenia fusiformis, 1473 nucleotides. Lineage: Eukaryota; Metazoa; Annelida; Polychaeta; Sabellida; Oweniidae. The record is from the annotation of a GenBank genome assembly.